Porites lobata is the source of this 10756-nucleotide messenger RNA. NCBI's taxonomy places the organism in Eukaryota, Metazoa, Cnidaria, Anthozoa, Scleractinia, Poritidae. The record is from the annotation of a GenBank genome assembly.
GACAACGGUGACAACAACAACAGUGACAACAGUGACAAUGGUGACAACGGUGACAACAGUGACAACAGUGACAACGGUGACAACGGUGACAACAGUGACAACGGUGACAACAGUGACAACGGUGACAACAGUGACAACAGUGACAAACAGUGACAACGGUGACAACAGUGACAACGGUGACAACAGUGACAACCGUCACAACAGUGACAACGGUGACAAUGGUAACAACAGUGACAAACAGUGACAACGGUGACAACAGUGACAACGGUGACAACAGUGAUAUCAGUGACAACGGUGACAACGGUGAGAACAGUCAGAGUGAUAAAAAUGACAACAGUGACAACGGUAACAAAAGUAACAGCAGUGACAACGGUGACAACAGCGACAACAGUGACAACGGUGAAAACAGUGACGACGGUGACAACAGUCACCGUUGUCCCCGUUGUCACCUUCACAACGGUGAGAAUAGUGACAACGGUGACAACAGUGAAAACAGUGACAACAAAGACAACGGUGACAACAGUGACAACAGUGACAACCGUGACAACAGUGACAACGGUGACAACAGUGACAACGGUGACAAUAGUAACAACAGUGACAAACAGUGACAACGGUGACAACAGUGACAACGGUGAAAACAGUGACAACGGUGACAAACAAUUAACAAUGACAAAAGUGACAAAAAGUGACAACAGUGACAAUGGUGAAAACAAAAGUGACAACAGUGACAACAGUGACAAUGGUGACAAUGACAACGGUAACAACAGUGACAGUGGUGACAACAGUGACAACAGUGACAACAGUGGCACAACAGUGACAACAGUGACAAUAGUGACAACAGUGACAACAGUGACAAAAGUGACAACAGUGACAACAGUGACAACAGGAACGACGUGACAAUUUUGACAACAGUGACAACAGUGACAACAGUGACAGUCGACAAUGGUGACAACAGUGACAAAAGUGACAACGGUGACAACGGUGACAACAGUGACAACAGUGACAACGGUGACAAAAGUGACAAUGGUGACAAUCCUGACAACAGUGACAACGGUGACAACAGUGACAACAGUGACAACGGUGAAAAUGGUGACAACAAUGACAACAGUGACAACAGUGACAACGGUGACAACAGUGAAAAAAGUGACAACAGUGACAACAGUGACAACAGUGACAACAGUGACAACAGUGACAACGAUGACAAAAAGUGACAACAGUGACAACAGGUGACAAAAGUGACAACAGUGACAACAGUGACAAUAGUGACAACGGUGACAACAGUGACAACGAACAACAGUGACAAAAUGGACAACAGUGACAACAGUGAAAACAGUGACAACAGUGACAACGGUGACAACUGUGACAACAGUGACAAAAGUGACAACAGUGACAACAGAAACAAUGGUGACAACGGUGACAACGGUAGCAAAAUGAUGACAACAGUGACAAUGUUGACAAAAAUGACAAAUAGUGACAAUGGUGACAACAGUGACAACAGUGACAACAGUGACAACGGUGACAAAAGUGACAACAGUGACAACGAGUGACAACAGUGACAAAUGUGACAACGGUGACAACAGUGACAACAGUGACAAUGGUGACAACAGUGACAACGGUGACAACGGUGACAAUGGUGACAACAGUGACAACGGUGAAAACAGUGACAAAUGGUGACAACAGUGACAACAGAUGACAAUGGGGUGACAACAGUGACAACAGUGACAAUAGUGACAACGGUGACAACGGUGACAACAGUGACAACAGUGACAAAAGUGACAAUAGUGACAACGGUGACAACGGUGACAAUGAUGACAACGGUGACAACAGUGACAAUGUUGACAAAAGUGACAACUGUGACAACGGUGACAAAAGUGACAACAGUGACAACGGUGACAACAGUGACAACUGAAAAAAGUGACAACAGUGACAACAGUGACAACAGUGACAACAGGUGACAACAGUGACAACGGUGACAACAGUGACAACAGUGACAACAGUGACAAUAGUGACAACGGACAAAAGUGACAACGGGUGACAACAGUGACAACAGUGACAACAGUGACAACGUAACAAUGGUGACAACGGUGACAACAGUGACAAUAUGACAACAGUAAAAACGGUGACAACAGUGACAAUGGUGACAACAGUGACAACAGUGACAACAGUGACAAUAGUGACAAGUGAUAGGUGACAACAGUGACAACAGUGACAACGGUGACAACAGUGACAAUGGUGACAAUGGUUAAAACAAUGGUGACAACAGUGAAAAUAGUGACAAUGACAAUAGUGACAAUAGUGACAAUGGUGACAAAAGGUGACAACAGUGAAAACGGUGACAACAGUGACAAUAGUGACAACAGUGACAACCGUGACAACAGUGAAAACAGUGACAACGGUGACAACAGUGACAACAGUGACAACGGUGAAAAAAGUGACAACAGUGACAAUACAACAGUGACAACAGUGACAAUUGACAACAGUGACAACAGUGACAAUGGUGACAACAGUGACAACAGUGACAACAGUGACAACAGUGACAGUGGUGACAACAGUGACAACGGUGACAACAGUGACAAUGACAGGUGACAACAGUGACAACUGUGAAAAUGGUGACAACAAUAGUGACAACAGUGACAACAGUGACAAUAGUGACAGUGAAAACAGUGACAACGGUAACAACGGUGACAACGGUGACAACAGUGACAACGGUGACAAUGGUGACAACGAUGAAACAGUGACAACAGUGACAGCAGUGACAACAGUGACAACGGUGACAAAGUGACAACGGUGACAACAGUGACAACGGUGAAAACGGUGACAAUGACAACAGUGACAACGGUGACCAAAGUGACAAUGGUGACAAAAGUGACAACAGUGAAAAUGGAGACAAAGUGACAACGAUAGUGACGGUGACAACAGUGACAUGAGUGACAAACAGUGACAACAGUGACAAUGGGUGACAAUGUGACAACAAUGACAACGGUGACAAAACAAUGGAAAACAGUGACAACAGUGACAACGGUGACAACAGUGACAGUCGUGACAAUUUUGACAAAAGUGACAGCAGUGACAAAAGUGACAGCAGUGACAAAAGUGACAGCAGUGACAAUAGUGAGAACUUGGGUGACAACAGUGACUACGGUGACAAGGUGACAACAGUGACAACGGUGACAACAGUGACAACAGUGACAACAGUGACAACGGUGACAAAGUGACAAUUAAUGACAACAGUGACAACAGUGAGAACAAAAACAGUGACAACGGUGACAACGGUGACAACAGUGACAACGGUGACAAUGGUUGGAGAAAAGUGACAACAGUGACAACAGUGACAAUGGUGACAAAAGUGACAAACAACAGUGACAACGGUGACAGCAUGACAACGGUGACAACAGUGACAACAGGGACAACAACAGUGAUGGUGACAACAGUGACAACAGUGACAACAGUGACAACAGUGACAACAAUUACAAAGUGACAAAAGUGACAAUGGUGACAACUGUGACAACGAUUAACGGUGUUAACAAUGACAACAGUGAAAACAGUGACAACGGUGACAAUGGAUGACAACAGUGACAACAGUGACAACAAAGUGACAACAAUGACAACAGUGACAACGGUGACAACAGUGACAACAGUGACAAAAGUGAAAACAACUGACAACAGUGACAACCUGACAACAGUGACAACAGUGACAACAGUGACAAGGGUGACAACGGUGAAAAAAGUGACAACGAUGACAAUUGUGACAACCCGUGACUACGGUGAAAACAGACAACAGUGACAAUGGUGACAACAACAGUGACAACGAUGACAACAGUGACAACAGUAACAACACUGACAACAGUGAAAACGGUGACAACAUUGACAACUGACAACAGUGACAACAGUGAGAACGGUGACAACAGUGAUACCGGCAACAACAGUGACAACGGUGACAACAGUAACAGCUGUGACAAUGGUGAAUACGGUGACAUUAUUGAAAACCGUGACAACCGUGACAACGGUAAAAACAGUGACACCCGUGACAACAGUGACAACCGUGACAACAGUGACAACGGUGACAACGGCGAAAACAGUGACAACACUGACAACAGUGACAAUUGUGACAACGGUGACAACCGUGACAACAGUGACAACGAUGACAACAGUAACAACUGUAAAAACAGUGAGAACGGUGACACCAGUGAGAACGGUGACAACAGUGACAACAGUGACAAUGGUGACAACAGUGACAACCGUGACAACAGUGACAACGGUAACAACAGUGACAACGGUGAUAACGGUGACAACAGUGACAACUGUGACAACGGUGACAACAGUGACAACGGUGAUAACGGUGACAACAGUGACAACAGUGACAACGGUGACAACAGUGACAACGGUGACAACGGUCACAAAAGUGACAACAGUGACAACGGUGACAACGGUGACAACGGUGACAACAGUGACAACGGUGACAACGGUGACGAAAGUGACAAUGGUGACAACGGUGACAAACAGUGACAACAGUGGACAACAACGACAACAAGGAUGACAACAGUGACAACAGUGACAGCGGUGACAACAGUGACAACAGUGACAACAGUGACAAAUAGUGACAAAAGUGACAAAUAAUGACAACUGUGAAAAUGCUGACAACAGUGAAAACAGUGACAAAAAGUGACAAUGGUUACAAAAAGUGACAAUUGUGACAACAGUGACAACGGUGAAAACAGUGACAACAGUGACAAUGGUGACAACGGUGACAACAGUGACAACAGAUCACAACAGUGACGACAGUGACCAACAGUUACAACAGUGACAGUGGUGACAAUGACAACAGUGACAAUGAAAAACGGUGACAACAGUGACAAAAGUGACAACAGUGACAACAGUGACAACAAUGACAACAGUGACAACCCGUGAAAAAAGUGACAACAGUGACAACGGUGACAACGGUGAUGAACCGUGACAACGGUGAAAACAGUGACAACAGUGACAACAAUGACAAGGUGACAACAGUGACAACGGUGACAAAAGUGAAACAGUGACAACAGUAACAACAGUGACAAUGGAGACAAAGUGACAACUGUGACAACAAUGAAAACAGUGACAACAGUGACAAUGGUGACAACAGUGACAACAGUGACAAAAGUGACAACAGUGACAACGGUGACAACAGUGAUAACAGGAAACAAAUGUGACAACAGUGACAGUCGUGACAACUGUGACAAUGGUGACAACGGUGACAACAAUGGACAACAGUGACAAUGAAAGACAACAGUGACAAAAGUGACAACAGUGACAACAGUGACAAACGGUGAAAACGGUGACAAAAGUGGUGACAGUGACAACGGUGACAACAGACUACGUGACAACAAUGACAACGGUGACAACAGUGACAACAGUGACACAGUGACAACAAUGGCAACAGUGAAAACUCUGACAAAAGUGACAACAAUGACAACAGUGACAACGGUGACAACAGUGACAAAAGUGACAGUAGUGACAACGGUGACGACAGUGACAACAGUAACAGUGACAACAGUGACAAUGGUGACAAAAGUGACAACGGUGACAACUGUGACAAUAAUGACAAAAUGUGACAACAGUGACAACCGUGACAAUGGCGACAACAGUGACAACAGUGACAACGGUGACAACGGUGACAACAGUGACAACAGUGACAACAGUGACAAAAGUGACAACAGUGACAACAGUGACAAUGGUGACAAAAGUGACAGCGGUGACAACUGUGAUAACGGUGACAAAUGUGACAACGGUGACAACCGUGACAGCAGUGAUAACAGUGACAACAGUGACAAUGGGUGACAACAGCUACAACGGUGACAACAGUGACAACGGUGACAAUGGUGACAACAGUGACAACAGUGACUACGGUGACAACGGUGGCAACAGUGAGAACGGUGACAACAGUGACAACGGUGACAACGGUGACAACAGUGACAACGGUGACAACAGUGACAAUGACAGGUGACAACAGUGACAACAGUGACAAUGGUGACAAAAGUGACAACAGUGACAAUAGUGACAACAGUGACAACAGGACAACGGUGACAACAGUGACAACGGUGACAACCGUGACAACAGUGACAAAAGUGACAACGGUGACAACAGUGACAACAGUGACAACAGUGACAACAGGACAACGGUGACAACAGUGACAACAAUGAUGACCAGUGACAAUAGUGACAACGGUGACAACGGUGACAACGGUGACAACGGUGACAAUGAAGGUGACAACGGUGACAACAGUGACAAUGGUGACAAAAAUGAAACAGUGACGACGGUGACAACAGUGACAACAGUGAAAACGAUGUGACAACAGUGACAACGGUGACAACGGUGACAAUGGUGACAAAGGUGACAACAGUGACAACCGUGACAAACGGUGAAAACAGUGACAACAGUGGCAGUGACAACAGUGACAACAGUGACAACGGUGAAAACGGUGACAAAAUAGUGACAAUGGUGACAACGGUGACAACGGUGACAAAAGUGACAAUAGUGACAACAGUGACAAAAUUGACAAUGGUGACAAUGGUGAAAACGGUGACAAUGGUGACAACGGUGACAACAGUGAAAACAGGGCCAACAGCGAUAACAGUGAAAACAGUGAUGACGGUGACAACAAUGACAGCAGCCACAACAGUGACAAUGGUGACAACGGUGACAACGGUGAAAACGGUGACAACAGUGACAAAAGUGACAACGGUGACAACAGUGACAACAGUGACAACGGUGAAAAGAAUGACAACAGUGACAACGGUGACAGCAGUGACAAAGGUGACAACUGUGACAGCAGUGACAGCAGUGACACCGGUGACAACAGUGACAACAGGACAAUGUGACAACAGUGACAACGUGACAACAGUGACAACAACGGCGGUGACAACGGUGACAACGGUGACAAAAGUGACAAAAAUGUGACAACGGUGACAAUGACAACGGUGACAACAGUGACAACAGUGAAAACGGUGACAACCGGACAACAGUGACAAAAUGAAAGGAGAUAAAGGUGACAACAGUGACAACGGUGACAACAGUGACAACGGUGACAACGGUGAAAACGGUGACAACGGUGACAACUGGAACAACAGUGACAACGGUGACAACAGUGACAAAAGCGAACGGUGACAACGGUGACAACAGUGACAAUCGUGACAACAGUGACAACGGUGACAAUGGUGAAACAACCGUGACAACGGUGACAACAGUGACACCGUGACAACCGUGACAACGGUGACAAGGGUGACAACGGUGACAAUGACAACGGUGACAACAGUGACAACAGUGACAACAGUGACAAUGGUGACAACGGUUACAAAAGUGACAGUCGUGACAAUGGUGAAAAAAGUAAAACGGUGACAACGGUGACAACGGUGACAAAGUGACAACGAUGACAACAGUGACAACAGGGACAACGGUGACAACAGUGACAACGGUGACAACAGUGACAACAGUGACAACAGUGACAACGGUGACAACAGUGACAACGAUGACAACAGUGACAACAGGUGACAACGGUGACAACAGUGACAACGGUGACAACGGUGACAAUGGUGACAAUGGGUGACAACAGUGACAAUGGUGACAACAGUGACAACGGUGACAACGGUGACAACGGUGACAAUAGUGACAAAAGUGACAACGGUGACAACGGUGACAACGGUGACAACGUGACAACUGUGACAACAGUGACAACCAGUGACAACGGUGACAACAACGGUGACAACGGUGACAACGGUGACAAUAGGUGACAAGGGUGACAACGGUGACAACGGUGACAACAGUGACAACAGUGACAACAGUGACAACAGUGAAACAGUGACAAUGGGUGACAACAGUGACAACAACAACGGUGACAACAGUGACAACAGUGACAACUGACAACGGUGACAACAGUGACAAAAGUGACAACAGUGACAAACAGUGACAAAAGUGACAACGGUGACAACGGUGACAACAGUGACAACGGUGACAACGGUGACAACGGUGACAACAGUGACAACAGUGACAACGGUGACAAGUUACAACUGUGACAACAGUGACAACAGUGACAACAGGUGACAACGGUGACAACGGUGACAACCCUGACAAUGGUGACAACAGUGACAAGCGGUGACAACAGUGACAAUGGUGACAAUUGUGACAACCGUGACAAGAGUGACAACGGUGACAGCGGUGACAACGGUGACAACGGUGACAAUGGUGACAAAAGUGACAGCGGUGACAACGGUGACAAUGGUGACAGGGGUGACAGCGGUGACAACGGUGACAGUGGUGACAACCGUGACAACAGUGACAACAAUGACAACAGUGACAACAGUGACAGCAGUGACAAAGGUGACAACAGUGACAACAGUGACAAUUGUGACAACCGUGACAAGAGUGACAAAGGUGACAACUCUGACAACAGUGACAACAGUGGCAACAGUGACAGCGGUGACAACGGUGACAACGGUGACAAUGGUGACAACCGUGACAACAAUGACUAAAAGGUGACAACGGUGAAAACGGUGACAACGGUGACAACGGUGACAAGCAGUGACAACUGUGACAACAGUGACAACAGUGACAACAGUGACAAAGGUGAAAACAGUGACAACAGUGACAACGGUGACAACGGUGACAACAGUGACAACAAUGAGAAUAGUGACAACAGGUGACCAACAGUGACAACAGUGACAACAGUGACAACAGUGACAAAAGUGACAACAGUGACAACGGUGACAACUGUGAUAACGGUGACAAAUGUGACAACGGUGACAACGGUCAAAACUGUGAAAAUGGUGACAACGGUGACAACAGUGACAACAGUGACAACAGUGACAAUGGUGACAAGGAUGAAAACAGUGACAACAGUGACAGCAGUGACAACAGUGACAACAGUGACAAUGGGUGACAACAGUGACAACAGCUACAACGGUGACAACAAUGACAACAGUGACAACAGUGACAACUGACAACAGUGACAACUGACAACAGUGAAAAGUGACAAUAAUGACAAAGUGACAAGGGUGACAACAGUGACAACAGUGACAACGGUGACAAAGUGACAACGGUGAAAACAGUGACAAUGGUAACAAACAGUGACAAUGUGACAACAGUGACAAUGGUGAAAAAGGUGACAACAGUGACAAUAAUGAAACAGUGAAAAUGAAAAAGGUGACAGCGGUGACAACGGUGACAACAGUGACAACGGUAACAACAGCGACAACAGCGACAACGGUGACAACAGUGACAACAGCGACAAGGGGUGACGCCGUGACAACAGUGACAGCAGUGACAACUGUGACCACGGUGACAACGACCCGACCACGGUGACAACCGUGACAACAGUGACAAUGGUGACAACAGUGACAACAGUGACAACAGUGACAACAGGCACAACAGUGACAACAGUGACAACAGUUAAAACAGUGAAAACAACAGUCAAAAUGACAACGGGGCAACAACGACAAGAGUGACAAAGUGACAACAGUGUGACAACAGUGACAACAGUGACAACAGGUGACAACGGUGACAACAGUGACAACAGUGACAAAAAUAUGACAACAGUGAAAACAGUGACAACGGUGACAACAGUGACAACUGUGACAAUGGUGACAACAGUGACAACGGUGACAACGGUGAAUAGUGACAACGGUGAAAAACGAUGACAACAGUGACAACGGUGAAACAGUGACAAUGUGAAAACGGUGACAAAGUGACGAUGACAGGUGACAACAGUGACUGCGUGACAACGGUGACAGCGGUGACAACGGUGACAACAGUGACAACAGUGACAACAGUGACAACUGUGACAAUGGUGACAACGGUGACAGCGGUGACAACAGUGACAACGGUGACAAUAGUGACAAAACAACGGUGACAACGGUGACAACAGUGACAACAGUGACAACAAUGACAACAGUGACAAUGGUGAAACAACACUCACAGCAGUGACAACGAUGACAACAGUGACAACAGGUGACAACAGUGACAAAAGUGAUGGUGACAACAGUGACAACGGUGACAACAGUGACAACGACAAUAGUGACAACGGUGACAAUAGUGACAACAGUGACAACGGUGACAACGGUGACAACAGUGACAGCGGUGACAACGGUGACACCAACAACAGUGACAAGCGGUGACAAUGGUGACAACGGUGACAAAUGUGACAACAGUGACAACAGUGACAAAAGUGACAAAUGGUGACAACGGUGACAAGAUUGACAACAGUGACAACAGUGACAACAGUGACAAUAGUGACAAUGUGACAACGGUGAAACAGUGACAACGGUGACAACGGUGACAACAACAACAGUGACAACAGUGACAAUGGUGACAACAGUGACAACAGUGACAACAACGGUGACAAUGGUGACAACGGUGACAACUGUGACAAAACUGACAACGGUGACAACGGUGACAACAGUGACAACGGUGACAACAAGUGACAACAGUGACAACAGCGACAACAGUGACAACAGUGACAACAGUGACAACAGUGACAACAAUGACAACAGGUGACAAUGGUGACAAAAGUGACAAAAGUGACAUCGGUGACAACAGUGACAACAGUGACAACAGUGACAACAGUGACAACGGUGACCACAGUGACAACAGUGACAACAGUGACAACAGUGACAACAGAAGAAACAGGACAACGGUGAAAGGUGACAAUAGUGACAACAGUGAAAACGGCGACAACAGUGACAACGGUGACAACAGUGACAACAGUGACAACAGUGACAAAAGAAAAUGA